Molecule: messenger RNA, 1798 nt
Organism: Manihot esculenta (cassava)
Lineage: Eukaryota; Viridiplantae; Streptophyta; Magnoliopsida; Malpighiales; Euphorbiaceae
Product: gibberellin receptor GID1C
Exons: 3
Coding region: 345-1499 (384 amino acids)
Biological process (GO): raffinose family oligosaccharide biosynthetic process; floral organ morphogenesis; positive regulation of gibberellic acid mediated signaling pathway
Cellular component (GO): nucleus; cytoplasm
Molecular function (GO): hydrolase activity; gibberellin binding
Source: RefSeq, a predicted model, not a curated record
CCAUUUCUACUCUGUUUGUCUCUCUCCCCACACAGUUCCAUUGCAGUGAGAUUUACCAUUUAUUGUUAUCGUCUAUCGAUCUAUCUGUUCAAAAAAACUCGGAAAGAGAAAAAAACAAAGAAAUAAAAGAGCUCGAGACAUUGGCAAAUUUUAAAGGUUGCCCAUUUCCUUUUUGGGGUUUUAUAAUCUUCGAUCAUGAGACCAGGAAGUGAUCUUUAGACUCGAAAAGAUCACUUCUUUUCUGUUCAAUAUGUGAAGCGGAUUAUGAAGUGGGUUGGUCUCUGACAGGAUAUAUUUUGAGUUAUUAGCUAUUGCUUUUGAAUUUUCACAAGGGGCAUAGUUUCAUGGCUGGGAGUAAUGAAGUUAACCUCAAUGAAAGCAAGAGGGUGGUUCCACUUAAUACAUGGGUCCUUAUAUCCAAUUUCAAGCUGGCUUACAAUCUCCUUCGUCGCCCUGAUGGCACUUUCAAUCGCCACUUGGCAGAGUUCCUUGACCGAAAAGUUCCAGCAAAUGCAAACCCAGUUGAUGGAGUUUUCUCUUUUGAUUUUGUCAUUGACCGUGGGACCAGCAUCCUCAGCCGGAUCUAUCGACCAUCAGAAGGGGAGCAGUUGCAACCAAAUAUUGCUGACCUUGAGAAACCUGUAAGCUCUGAGCUUGUCCCUGUCAUUAUAUUCUUUCAUGGUGGAAGCUUUGCACACUCGUCUGCAAACAGUGCUAUAUAUGACACAUUAUGUCGCCGGCUGGUGGGUAUUUGCAAGGCAGUGGUAGUCUCUGUGAAUUAUAGGCGUGCACCUGAACAUCGAUACCCCUGUGCCUAUGAUGAUGGAUGGACAGCUCUUAAUUGGGUUAACUCAAGAACGUGGCUUCAGAGUAAGAAAGAUUCUAAAGUUCAUAUAUACUUGGCAGGGGAUAGCUCUGGCGGCAACAUUGUACAUCAUGUAGCUGUAAGAGCAGUUGAAUCAGGUAUUGACAUAUUGGGGAACAUACUGCUAAAUCCCAUGUUUAGUGGGCAAGAGAGAACAGAAUCAGAGAAGCGAUUAGAUGGAAAAUAUUUUGUCACUCUACAAGACCGGGACUGGUAUUGGAGAGCUUUCCUUCCUGAGGGGGCAGAUAGGGAUCAUUCAGCGUGCAAUCCAUUUGGUCCAAACGGUAUAAACCUUGAAGGAAUGAAAUUUCCCAAGAGUCUUGUUGUGGUAGCUGGUUUGGACCUUAUUCAGGAUUGGCAAUUGGCUUACGUUGAAGGGCUCAAGAAGGCUGGCCAAGUUGUGAAACUUCUAUAUCUUGAGCAAGCAACAAUUGGCUUCUACUUAUUGCCCAAUAACAAUCACUUUCAUACCGUCAUGGAUGAGAUAAGCAAAUUUAUAUUGAAAAGAAAACGGGCUUGGCUUCCCUAUUGUUUGACUGUCAGAAACUCAGGUAUCUGGAUUAAGAUUUGCAAGAAAUUGGAGGCUUGUUGGGUCCCAUUUAAAGCUUCAACUUUUGAAAUUAUCUAUAAAUAGAAGCUACCUAGAGCUUGGGGAGAGCAGGUAUAUGAGUUGAUUAUCUAAGCCAGCAGUCCAAGUUGGAAGAGACUACAUUGUAAUGUCGGUAUAAUUUGUUUGACAUUAUUGUUGAAAUGUGUUCAUUAUAAAAACAUUAAAAAUGAUUAUUUCAAAUGACUUUUUUACAUUAAUAGUUAAAAGUGUAUGUUUUUCUUCCCCAAAAAUAAAAGGGUUCAACAUCAAGUUACAGGCUUUUUUAGCCUGCUAUGUUUUUGACAUAAUGUCUAGAAUACUGGGUUUCUGUAUUUGGUUCUUUA